Molecule: messenger RNA, 741 nt
Organism: Peronospora matthiolae
Lineage: Eukaryota; Oomycota; Peronosporomycetes; Peronosporales; Peronosporaceae
Source: the annotation of a GenBank genome assembly
AUGACAGAGACAUUGAAUGUCAUAGUCAAUAACGGAUCAAGUGUAGGCGCUUAUACACUUGAUCUGAUUGCGCCUCCGAAGUUAACUUCGGAGAUCACUCAGUUGCCAACGCUCGAACAUAAAAGGUUCUUGCGUGAUCUGCGUAGUGGCAAAGUCAAGCAGAUCUGCAUACUCGUCGCUGACGACGAGUGUGUAACCGACAUAAGGUCAGCAACAGUGUUCACUGAGAACGAGAGUCUUCUCAGUAGUUCAUCUAUGGACGAGAGUGUCCUGGAUGAAAAGACACGAAUUGAGCGAUAUGACUCCCAAUCGUGGGAAUCGCUCAAGAAAAAUCCUCUCUAUGAAGAUUUGGUUGAAUUCAAGGAUGUAUUCCCUGAAACUGUACCGUGCGAAUUACCGAAGGAUAAAGGUAUUCGACACGAGGUCGAGCUUAAACCAGGAUCAAAGUACUGUGUCAUGAAGCAGUGGCCACUGCCUCGUGAACAAGUACUUGCGAUCGACAAGUUCUUUGCCGAUCGUUUAGCUGCGGGCCAUGUGAGGGAAUCAACUUCCCCACAUAGCUCUCCGACCUUCUGUGUGCGAAAAGCAACAGGAGGGUGGCGGAUAGUGCACGCGUUCAACAAAUUGAACGCUGCAACGGUACCGGCUCAGACGCUGAUACCGAGGAAGGACAUAAUCAUUGAUGGUAUGUCAAAGAGUACCAUCUUUUCGUCCAUGGAUUUGAUGGAUGGCUUCUAUUAA